AUGGCACCAAAAAGACACUUGGGACUUGCUAAAGCUGGGAAGGCAAAACGUCUGAAGACUUUAUCGCCUACUCCCGAUGCACAAGACUCAGUAACGGUGUCCUCCGUCAACAAAGAGGCUGAUCCAAACAGUACUCCUGAAACUAACAAUGGCACCGAUAUUGCCGUGGAAGGAAACGAUCAAUUACCCGAGGAAAAGGUGAGUGUUGAGUUGAGUGCGGAUGUCGAUAUCAACGACGCCAUGGGUCAACUCAGAGUUCUUUGGCGCAACUUCAUUGCAUCAGAGGAAAGGAAUGAGUUGAUGGUGAACGCUGUGGUGCACGAAUGCGACAGAAUGUUAAGAAAAUUAGCUCAGAGACAAGAAGGAAAUAUUGACGAGGAGAAAAUUGUCCUUCUGGGUGACUUCUACAGUAUUUACGCAAUUGCUUUGUCGUCUUUGGCAUUUUUCCACACUGAAAAUCCAAAACUGGUCAAAGAGUUUUUUGAGGCAGCAAGAGAUAGAAUUGAAACCGGAAAGCGUCUCUAUCCAGAUAGUAUAUCCAUUCUUUUCGCUGAGGCUCGAAUUCUCAUCAAUCUGAUUCCAUUGACUGAGAUCAGUCAAUUGGAAGUAGACUCAAAGAUAAAUUCUGAACACAAGGAUGCUUCAGUUUUGCUUGAUCGCUGCCUCAGUUUAUAUGAGGAAGCUGAGAAAGUCUCUGAAGAAAGAAAAGAGUUUUCUUUCUUUAAUCGCGAAAAUUCCGACUUUUUGGAUGCUCUUGAUGACUUGCUUGAGAUAGUUGACAACUUUGGCAGAGAGCAUCCCGAAGGUGAUGACAGUGAUGCCAGUGACAGUCCGGAUGAAGUUGUGUUGAGCAAGAAGCAUCCAUUGUACGCUAUUCGCAAGACGGACAAGUACAGUUUGUGGUGGAGAGAGCACUGUCAGAGGUUUCUUGAGAAUCUUGAGAAAAACUUGGAGCAAGUAAGAAAAUCUGACGAUCAAGAAGAGAUAUCAUCUCUCAUCAAUUUAAAGCGCGAGAUGUCUAAAAGACUCGGUGACUCGUUUUUAGCUGAGGCUGAAAUGCCAACUACAGUGUUUACUACCUUAGCUUACUACUCGCGCGGAGAAAAGGAAGUUAACGGCAUGAACUUAGAGCAAUCACGAGAAUUGUGUAAGAGUCUUUACAAGAAGGCUUUGGUUUACUUAAAGGAAGCCGAAGAUGAGGAGGAUCCAGACUCAUGGGCUUCCGUCGCCGAGGCUACAAUUUCUCUAGGAAACAUUUACGACAUUAGCAGUGAGGAGCAAGAGAAAUUGUACAAGGAAGCUGAGUCAAUUUUGAUUCGUGCAAACAAUGCUACCAACGGCAAAUACGAAAGCAUAUUGGAAAACCUUGUCCAGGGCUAA
Australozyma saopauloensis is the source of this 1380-nucleotide messenger RNA. RefSeq lists its product as uncharacterized. Gene Ontology annotation, molecular function: protein binding. Gene Ontology annotation, cellular component: nucleus. The transcript has a single exon. Lineage: Eukaryota; Fungi; Ascomycota; Pichiomycetes; Serinales; Metschnikowiaceae. Gene Ontology annotation, biological process: positive regulation of SREBP signaling pathway. Bases 1 to 1380 code for a protein of 459 amino acids. The record is from RefSeq and is a predicted model, not a curated record.